AAUCUCAUUCUUCCACUUUCACCUAUAUAUACGCCCACAAACCUCACUCCGCUACCUUCUCCCCUUACCUCGCCCAUUCCGCCCCCGACAAACCCCAAAAUCCACUCUCCAGUUCCAGAACAACAUCGUAUCUUUCACAGACCAUAACAUCAUCGUAUCUCUCACAGGCCACACAGUAGCAAGGUACCAGAGCACUUCUCUUUCUUUCUCAACUCGACAGUUGCUGCUCUUUUGGAGGGGAAAUACUAAGAUUUGUGGAAGAUUAUAAAAAAACACCAAAGAUGCAAGCAAAUCAGCGAAACAUUGCUGAUGGCUUAUCAAACAUCCCUAUGAAGCGGAAACGUGGACGCCCACGGAAAUAUCCAAGAAUUGAUCCUCAAGUGAACACUGCUCCUUUGCCCAGGUAUCAGAACCUAAACUUGGGUGAGAAUGCUGCUGUUCCCCCUCCUGGAGUAAGGAUCAAUGGACGCCAGGCCCAACAAGCAGCACCUACUAAUGGCACAAGUACAACUGAUAACAUGGUUGGAAUGGCUGUUUCUGGUGUUGUUGAAGCAUCAUUUGAUGCCGGCUACCUUCUCAGAGUUAGGGUUGGCAAUACUGGUACCACUUUGAGGGGUAUUGUCUUCAAGCCUGGACAUUACGCUCCUGUUGUACCAGAAAUUGAUGUGGCACCAGAUGUUCAAAUGAUCCGACGGCAUGAAGUUCCCCUCCCAGUUGACAACCAAUCUUCUGUUCAUGACCAUAAACCUCAUUCUAGAGAUGCUUCCCGCCCUGUAAAUCGUGUGGGCUCAGAAGGCCGACAGGUGGCUCCGGUGGCUGCACAAAAUGUUAAUCAAGUACCAUCCAGAGGCAACUUGAUGCCUGUUGUGCUUGAAUCUUGCAAGUUAUCAAAUGGGGUGGCACUCACCAGCGAAUCGACUCCUGUUGCACCCCAGGCUGCAACCGUAGCAACCUCUGUAGAGAAACAGGUUGUAUCAGCUACUCCAUCAAUUGAAUGUUCAAUUCCCAAUGCCCAGGUGUCGGCAGUUCAAAAUGAAGUGCUUGGAUUCCAACCUCACACUAGCGAUCUGGAAAUGCAUGAUGCUAAACCGAAUGAGAAUGGUCCCAUUGAUUCCAUUGAUCCACCCUUUGUGGAGGAGGUGCCUAAGACAGAACCCAAACAAGUGAGCUUGCCUGAGAAAGUGCCCCCAGAAUCAGCUGAGAGUCAUGUGGAGGCUAGUAACUUAGCUACUGAACCCUUAGUUGUCAAGCCCCAACAAUCUGUAGAGCCUAAAGACCAUAUCGAACCAGCUUCCAUACCAAUGGAGGAUGGCAGAAAUGACAAAAUGUCCGAGCUAUUGCAGGUUCUGCAGGAAAGCAUGAAAGAGAGGGUGAAAGACCAAACCGAGAAACUGUUUGGUGAUGGACAAAAUGAUCAUUCAAGCACACCUUCACAGGCAUCUUGAACGAAUGUUGUGGUCUUGUGGAUAUCUUCCUCCUUGUUGGACACCACGUCUCUACCAUCAUCAGCCAGUUGUGUAUUAGUAAUUCUUUUAGUCGUUUCUAAUUUUAAUUUUAGUUUUAUAUUUUAAAUGUUGAUGGAGGCUGGGAGACUUUCUAUUAGUGUUCUCUUAUGCAAGACUGAAAAGAUUUUUAUUUGCCCUCUUGUAGUUUUAUUUGAUCACUAAAUGUAAUUUGUUUUUCAUGAUUUGUAACUGAUACAGCCCCCAUGUAUCAUGCUUGAUUUGUUUGUUUGUUUGUUCUUAACUACUUUCUGGUGUCCAAAUUUUUGAAGGA
This is a messenger RNA of Argentina anserina (silverweed cinquefoil), 1776 nucleotides long. RefSeq names its product protein METABOLIC NETWORK MODULATOR 1. NCBI's taxonomy places the organism in Eukaryota, Viridiplantae, Streptophyta, Magnoliopsida, Rosales, Rosaceae. The record is from RefSeq and is a predicted model, not a curated record. The transcript has 3 exons. The coding region runs from base 282 to 1445 and encodes 387 amino acids.